CAAACCAUUCAGUGUUUUAGGUUAAUUAAAUCAAAAUGACAGCUGAUUUAAUAGUCGAUCCUCAAAUUCGAUUUUGGGUAUUUUUACCUAUAGUGGUGAUAACAUUUUUAGUGGGAAUACUAAGACAUUAUAUUUCUAUUCUUCUAACUACUCAGAAAAAGGUAGAAAUACAACAAUUGCAAGAUAGUCAGAUUAUAUUAAGAGCCAGGCUUUUAAGAGAAAACAGCAAAUACAUUCCAAAAAGCUCUUUCCUUAUUCGUCGAUUUGCAUUUAACAAAGAGGAAGAUGGUUAUCUCACACAAAAAAGGCCACCAGUUACUCAAAAUAUGAUGACGGACCCAGCAAUGAUGAGUGACAUGUUAAAGGGAAAUCUUACUAAUGUUUUACCUAUGAUUAUUGUUGGUGGAUGGAUUAACUGGGUGUUUUCUGGCUUUAUUACAACUAAAGUGCCUUUCCCCCUAACACUUAGAUUUAAAUCCAUGUUACAAAGAGGAAUAGAACUAUCACACCUCGAUGCAUCCUGGGUUUCAUCUGCAUCCUGGUAUUUCUUAAAUGUGUUUGGUUUAAGAAGUAUUUAUGCUUUAGUCUUGGGGGAAAAUAAUGCAGCAGAUCAAAGUCGACAAAUGCAGGACCAAAUGUCUGGAGCUGCCAUGGCUAUGCCUCCAGACCCAAAAGUUGCUUUUAAAGCUGAAUGGGAAGCUUUAGAAAUAAUAGAUCAUCAGUUUGGUUUAACAGAUGCCGAAAAUGAUGUGGUAUCGGCUAAUAAUUAGAAAUUAAUAGUUUGUUUUUAUUUAUUUCAUAUUUACCAAGCUAGUGCAGCAUAGGUGUUUUCAAAUUGUCAUAUACCUCUCAAAUGUUUACUAUGAAUAUACUUGGUAA
Messenger RNA from Brassicogethes aeneus, 879 nucleotides. Lineage: Eukaryota; Metazoa; Arthropoda; Insecta; Coleoptera; Nitidulidae. The record is from the annotation of a GenBank genome assembly.